Molecule: messenger RNA, 851 nt
Organism: Sipha flava (yellow sugarcane aphid)
Lineage: Eukaryota; Metazoa; Arthropoda; Insecta; Hemiptera; Aphididae
Product: mitochondrial import inner membrane translocase subunit Tim22
Exons: 4
Coding region: 202-747 (181 amino acids)
Biological process (GO): protein insertion into mitochondrial inner membrane
Cellular component (GO): TIM22 mitochondrial import inner membrane insertion complex
Molecular function (GO): transmembrane protein transporter activity
Source: RefSeq, a predicted model, not a curated record
ACUGACGUCUCUAUGUUAUUUAUGUGCACGUUUGUUAUUUAAUUUGAAUAUUGUAAUAUUAAAAUGUUUUCGAAAAAUCGAAUUAUUGCGUAAGAAAAUUUGUUUUUGUAUGCUAUUUUCAAUGAUCAACCCGCUUAUAUCUUAAAAGCAUUGCUCACACUCGUAUUAAAAAUAUUUUGGAUAAUUUCUGCUGUUGUAAAAAUGUCCAAUGAAGAGAAAACUAGUUUGUCACAAGAAGAAGUAUUACAUCAAUUUGUUAAUCGUAUAUUCAAUAAUGAUCAAUUUCGAGAAAAAAUUAUGAUGCCAACUGUAAUGGGACGACCGGUGAUGAAAACAAUGGAAGAAAAAACAUUAGAUACAAUUACUGAAAGUUGUGCCUUUAAAUCCAUUCUAAGUGGAGUGAUGGGAUUUGCUCUCGGUGGAGCUAUUGGUCUUUUUACUUCAAGUGUAAAUCCUCAAAUAAAACCACCGGGUCAGACAGAAACAGUUAGGGAAAUAUUACGUGAAAUGAAAACCUCAUCACUUGGUUAUGCAAAAAACUUUGGGUUACUUGGCGCUGUAUUCUCAGGCAUUGAAUGUACUGUUGAAACUUAUAGAGGUCAAUCAGAUUGGAAAAAUGGUACUUAUGCAGGUGGAAUAACUGGAGGUUUACUAGGAUUUAGAGCUGGAGCCAAAGCAGGUAUACUUGGUGCUUUAGGUUUUGCUACGUUUUCCACUGCAAUUGAUUACUAUAUGCGUAACUCAUAAAUAUUGUUAAACAUAUUAUAUAUUUGAUUUAUUAUUAAUUCUGUUUUUGUAAAUAGAAUGUAAGUAGCUUUUUUUAAUAAAAAUAGUAAAAUUAUUAAAACUAA